This is a messenger RNA of Thamnophis sirtalis, 181 nucleotides long. The record is from RefSeq and is a predicted model, not a curated record. NCBI's taxonomy places the organism in Eukaryota, Metazoa, Chordata, Lepidosauria, Squamata, Natricidae.
AUGGAGGAUCAUGCAGCAGAGGAGGAAGGUGAGGCCGAGAUCCAGGAGCUGCAUGGGCCCAAGCACUGGUUCAGCCAGUGGAAAUGGCAGUGGCUGGCCGCCCAGAUGACUGCACCCAAGCAGCAGAAGCUCUGGCACUUCUUCCAGAACUCAGUCACCGCCGUGGUGCAGUUUUACAAGG